CGAAGAUGCCAUGCUGCAUUGGAUGUCUCAGGUAUAACUCAGUAGCGCCCCGUGGUGGAUGAACUCGAGCUUGCAUUCUCAGAUUCAGAAGGGCAGAGAUCGUCACUGCACAUCGCCCGUGUUGUGUAACUUUGUAACUGGGAAGCUGAAUUUAAUGCAUAUCCGUGCAUAUCACAUUUAAAAAUGGCAACACGCUGGGGAAUAUGCAGUGCGGGCAAAAUAAGUCACGACUUCUCCGUUGCUUUACGGACCCUGGCUCCCAAAGACCACGAGAUCGUGGCUGUUGCUGCAAGGAACCUGCAGCAUGCUGAAGAAUUUGCCAAAAAGCACAGCAUCCCUCGAGCAUAUGGAAGUUAUGACGAGCUGGCAAAAGAUCCAGACAUUGAUGUAGUGUAUAUUGGCACCAUCCAUCCUCACCACCUUACCACUGGCAAGCUCUUUAUGAAGGCUAAAAAGAAUGUGCUGAUUGAGAAGCCUCUUGCCAUGAACUUAAGGGAGGUGAAGGAACUCAUCUCUGCAGCCCAAGACAACAGUGUCUUUCUCAUGGAGGCAAUAUGGACACGUUUUUUUCCAGUAUCCUGUGAAGUGAGGAGACUGCUGGCCCAGGGUGAAGUGGGUGAUGUUCAGUUGGUGAGGGCUGAUCUGGGUGCUCCACUCACUCACAUCCCCCGCUUGGCUGAGAGGGAGUUAGGAGGGGGGGCACUGCUUGACCUGGGCAUCUACUGUCUACAGUUUGUCCUAAUGGUUUAUAAUGGAGAGAGGCCUGAGUCUAUCCAAGCCACAGGACACUGCAUAGACACAGGUGUAGAUGGAACUGCAGUUUUAGCCUUGAAGUUUUCAGGAAACAGACUAGCCAUUUGCACUUGUUCCAUCACCAUGAAGCUGACCUGUGAUGCCGUCAUCAUUGGGACCAAAGGCAACAUAAAGGUACCAGACCACAUGUGGUGCCCAACAAUCUUUGAGGUGAAUGGGAAGGAUAUGCAGUUCCCCCUUCCAGAGGCUGCCAUGCCAUUAAACUUCACCAACAGCACAGGGCUACGAUAUGAAGCCGAGGAGGUUCGCCAGUGUCUACUGAAAGGACUGAAGGAGAGUCCGGGAAUGCCAUGGGCUCACUCCAGCCUAAUAGUAGAAAUUAUAGAUGAGGCCAGAAGACAACUGGGAGUGACAUUUGACCAGGACAACGCCUAGUGAUGUCCUCUUAGUCACUACGGGAAAGCUUAAAAAAUCACUUUGUUCAAUUGAAAAAAGAUCAUAGUAAUUUAUCACAGUGAACCAAAACCCUGAAAUAUAUAUUAUGAUGUUAAUUAAACAUAUAUUUUAUCAUCAAUCUGUGCUUGCCUCUACUUAGUAAAAUCUCAAAAUGCUCCCUUUAAAAAAACAGCCUUAGAUUAUAAAAGUGACCUUUUUUCUCAUGUUUUGUACAGAUUUUGUUUCUUUGUACAAUAAAGUGAAGUGACUAUC
Molecule: messenger RNA, 1461 nt
Organism: Notolabrus celidotus (New Zealand spotty)
Lineage: Eukaryota; Metazoa; Chordata; Actinopteri; Labriformes; Labridae
Product: trans-1,2-dihydrobenzene-1,2-diol dehydrogenase-like
Exons: 7
Coding region: 184-1188 (334 amino acids)
Molecular function (GO): nucleotide binding
Source: RefSeq, a predicted model, not a curated record